GAACUAUGGUGUGCCAUUGCACUUAAUUCGAGAACUCUAUGAGACCUUCCGCAACUUCAAGGUCCGAGUUUCUGAUUAUAUGCGUUAUCGCAAAAUCACUUCAAAUAUGAAUGACCGUUUCCCAGAUGCAACACCUGAAGAGCUGACUGCAAGUGACGCAACAUGCAUCAUUUGUCGUGAGGAGAUGGUGACAGCAAAAAAGCUCCUUUGUGGACACCUUUUUCAUGUGCAUUGCCUCCGGUCAUGGUUAGAGCGGCAACAUACUUGCCCUACAUGCAGAGCACUUGUGGUUCCUCCUGAAAAUGGGACAACUGCAUCUGGAGGGCAACAUGGAGUCAGGUCUGAGGUUCAUCAGCAAGGAAUGGGUGCUGCAAGUACUUCUGCUCAGGGCUCAGAAGGUGGUGCAACUAAUGAUAAUUUAAAGCAGCAUCAAACCAGACUCCAAGCUGCUGCUGCUGCUGCUGCAGUAUAUGAAAAAUCUUUUGUUUAUCCUUCUGCAAAUACAUUCGUAUGGUCCCCAGGAUAUGCUGUACUUCCUCAGAUGCAUAUCCCUUCAGCAGACUCGUCUAGUAUGGAUUCAACUGGAGAAAGAGCUCCUUUUGGACAUACACAGCAGGACCAAUUUGCAAUCCCGGGUAGUGUUCCUAACUAUGCUUUCAUGCCUUUCCAAGCACCUGGUGCCAAUCCCCCUUCUAGUGAGACAUUGGGCUGCAAUUUAAAUAUGCCAGCUUCAUAUAUGGAAGCUCAGCAGAGAUUUCUCCAGCAUCAGAUUGAGGUCCUACAAAAUCAGCUGAAGUGUCUACAGCAACAGAGACCAGAAGAAUCCAUGAACAUGGGUCCAACUGUAUCAGAUAGCAGAGGCAAGGCUACUGCAUCUUCAUCAUCAGCCAUUUCUGACUGUGGUCAUCAUGGGGAGAUUGAAGAGGCUGAUGAUUAGUGAGAUGUGUUACUUCAUAUUGUUUUAGAGGUGUUGUUACUUCAUACUGUGGUAGAGGAAACCAAUAGGGGGAUGGAAAAAAAAAUGUAUUAACUAACUCUCCCGCACUUUUUUUUUUACUGAUCAGUUUUGCUUGAUAAGCAAUCCGUCUUGAGUUUUAUAUCAACCUUUAUGAUUAUACUCCCAAAGAUUCAGAUUUGCUUGGCUUCCA
Molecule: messenger RNA, 1148 nt
Organism: Macadamia integrifolia
Lineage: Eukaryota; Viridiplantae; Streptophyta; Magnoliopsida; Proteales; Proteaceae
Product: ERAD-associated E3 ubiquitin-protein ligase HRD1A-like
Source: RefSeq, a predicted model, not a curated record